Messenger RNA from Brassica oleracea var. oleracea, 636 nucleotides. RefSeq names its product protein DEHYDRATION-INDUCED 19 homolog 4-like. The transcript is spliced from 4 exons. NCBI's taxonomy places the organism in Eukaryota, Viridiplantae, Streptophyta, Magnoliopsida, Brassicales, Brassicaceae. Bases 1 to 492 code for a protein of 163 amino acids. The record is from RefSeq and is a predicted model, not a curated record.
AUGAGAGUUGGAUUAUUUUUUUCGCUGCUCUCACUUUACAUAGCUGGAUACGUGAGACGACUUAUAAGAAAAACGUAUGAUCUAACAACGCAACAUGCGAACUUCUUUAAGGUGCAGCGAAGGACAAGGUUGAGAAAAGGUGGAUACAGCUCAGCUUAUCUCGCCUUGAAAAAAGAGCUACGUGAAGCAAACUUACAGUCUCUUCUUGGUGGAUCUUCAAGAUUCACUUCUCCAACCAAUAUAGAUUCUGAUCCGUUGCUGUCAUCCUUUAUUUUUAGCUCCCCUUCAGCUAACGAGCCUCCAAAAAAAUCUGCUACAUCUGUUGCUGAAGGAACCUUAGCUAUAAAACUCUCGCUAAAGGAAUCUCUCAAAAGGGAGAUUCAAGAAGCUCCACUUUCAGGUGAAGAUCAACAGAAGGCUAAAAAGAGCGAGUUUGUGCGAGGUUUAUUGUUAUCAACAAUCCUUAGAGAUGAUUUGAUGAUGCAUGCGUGAGUAAAUCUAAGGUUGAAAUUGUUAUAGAGUGGUCUCGGUGUAUGAUGGAAAAAAGCUUUUAAGUUAAGUUGAUGCUGAGUUAAAUCCAUAUAUUAUGCCUUGAGACUUUCAUCGAUUCAAAUAAAUGAGAGUUGGAUUAUUUUU